Messenger RNA from Cebus imitator (Panamanian white-faced capuchin), 1991 nucleotides. It is a transcript of the gene ASF1B, whose product is annotated as anti-silencing function 1B histone chaperone. The coding region runs from base 411 to 1022 and encodes 203 amino acids. NCBI's taxonomy places the organism in Eukaryota, Metazoa, Chordata, Mammalia, Primates, Cebidae. The transcript has 4 exons. Gene Ontology annotation, cellular component: nucleus. The record is from RefSeq and is a predicted model, not a curated record. Gene Ontology annotation, molecular function: histone binding. Gene Ontology annotation, biological process: DNA replication-dependent chromatin assembly.
CCGUCCACUCCUGCCGUUGACCUCCUAGUCGGAGACGCUGGGGAUUGGUUCCCAGAGGACACGCUAAGAAGACUGGAGGUGGUCCCGCCCUCCUCACGCUCCGUGGAGAGGGAGCUCCACUGAUUGGUCCGAGGAGUCUGGGCGCGCGCCGAGCGGCGCUCCAGGAUUGGCUGAGAGGGUGCGCGCGCCGCCAGGGAGCGUUGGCGGUGAUUGGUCAGAGGGCGGAGGCCGCCUAUUUGAAGGCGGCGCGCGUACGAGGUGCGCACUUCUGUCUGCGGAGAGAAGAGACUGGAGCGGACUCUGUCAACACUACCCCGUUGAUCACGCCACCGGACCCAGACGCGGCCUCGGUCACAGCCCCUGCCCCUUCCCCUGUCCCUGUCCCUGCUGCGGCGCGGUGAGGCGAGGCGAUGGCCAAGGUGUCCGUGUUGAAUGUGGCGGUACUGGAGAACCCGAGCCCUUUCUACAGCCCCUUCCGGUUCGAGAUCAGCUUCGAGUGCAGUGAAGCCCUGGCGGACGACCUGGAGUGGAAGAUCAUUUAUGUUGGCUCAGCUGAGAGUGAGGAGUUUGAUCAGAUCCUAGACUCGGUGCUGGUAGGCCCUGUGCCAGCAGGGAGACACAUGUUUGUCUUUCAGGCUGACGCCCCCAACCCAUCCCUCAUCCCAGAGACUGAUGCUGUGGGUGUGACUGUGGUCCUCAUCACCUGCACCUACCACGGACAGGAGUUCAUCCGAGUGGGGUACUACGUCAACAAUGAGUACCUCAACCCCGAGCUGCGGGAGAACCCGCCCAUGAAGCCAGACUUCUCUCAGCUCCAGCGGAACAUCUUGGCCUCAAACCCCCGGGUGACCCGCUUCCAUAUCAACUGGGACAACAACACGGACAGGCUGGAGGCAAUAGAGAACCAGGACCCCUCCCUGGGCUGUGGUCUCCCACUCAGCUGCACUCCUAUCAAGGGCCUAGGCCUCCCUGGCUGCUGCAUCCCUGGCCUCCUCCCUGAGAACUCCAUGGACUGCAUCUAACUGCAGGAACCGAGAGUGUCCCACCACACCGGCAGGGGCCACCCAGGCCUCCCAGCGAGUCCUGCAGAGCCCAUCUAGAGGACUUUGGGGGCCAUCAGCUGCAUCCAGGCCUGUCAAACUUAGCCCCUAGGAAAGAACAGGCCUCAGGUCUUCCCCAGUCCUGGCUGAAAAGGACGAUCUCACUUCUGUAUAGGCUUAUAAGAAGCAGGUACUUCAGUUCUUAAUUCUUUCUGAUUUGUGUUCUUUUCGUCUUCCAUACACAUCAUCAAUUCUACCUGAGGCCACUGCGCCACUGUGCGCCCUUGAGUGCCACAGACCCAGAGCUUUUCCACAGACCUCCCUGGCCCGAGUAGGGACUUACCUACUCAGUCAGUGCCUGCCAAGUUUCUGGUCCUGCUGAGCCAAAGUCUCUGUCAUUCCUUUCUCUUCCCACACAUCUGAGCAGAGGCACUCUAGCCUUUAGUACCACAGGCAAGAAAUCUUGGUCAGUAGGUAGACUUGGAUCCCAUUUCCAUCCUGCUCCCAGGAAGAUUCUUGGGUCUUCAAUCCAGCAGCCCCUGGAAAACUCUAUUCCCAGAGGUAUGAUCAGCAGGAUGCCAAGGAACCAUGUUGCCUUUCCUGUCAAUCACAGCCACUUUCCUGUUAUCUCCUAAAGGGAUCUGGCUUUCCCUGGAGGCUGCCAUGGUUGGAAGAUGGUAUCAGAGGGCCCUGGCUGUGCAGUCUGUCUCCGGGUCAGCCCUCUGCCUCUAGCUGCCUUAAUUGCCCUCUGCUAAGACCAGGGUGAUUUGAAGCCAGGGAAGCAACUGGGACCCUGAAAAUCGUCCCACCCCAGCCCGCUCCCCCUCUCUGCCCUGGUCCCCUCUCUGCCAUGUGGAUGCUGUUGAGAUUGCUGUUUGUAUAUUAUUAAAAUGUUUUUAUAUUAAAAAAUAUUUGGUCAGUCUGAAAAUUUAAAGCACUUCGUUUAGAAUG